UUUUUUCCUAUUCCUUUUCUUUCUCAUUUUCUCUCGUACCAAACAUAGUGCAAAGGUCGAAGAAGAGGAGAACUCUUCAAUACAGCACAUUCCUCUUGAAUCUUGAUUGCAAACAUGUUGUCAUCGUUCUCAUCCUCACCAAUCAAACUGAGGUAUGCUAUUCAAAUCCCAAAGCGCUCUCCUUAUUCUGUUCCGCACUCUGCUCUCCGUCUUUGCUUCCUUUCAACUUCAUCCCUACACUCUCACUCUCAGCCCCAAUCACUUGAUGAAGCUGUUGAUUACUUCACUCGCAUGCUCUCUAUGCGUCGUAUUCCUCCCAUCAUCCAGUUUAACAAGAUUUUGGGAUCCCUUUCCAAGACGAAGCAUUUCCACGCCGCCGUUUCCCUUUUUCAGCAAUUGCAAGCCAGAGGAAUCGCUCCCGACUUAUUUACUUUAAACAUCUUAAUCAAUUGUUGUUGCGGCAUGGCUUAUAUGACGCUUGCUUUCUCUGUAUUGGGCAAGAUUUUCAGAAUGGAUUAUCAACCUAAUACGGUAACAUUGACAACAAUCCUGAAAGGUCUCUGUUUCUGUGGUAAUGUUGAAAAAGCUGUGCGCUUUCAUGACAGACUGCUGGCUCAUGGAUUUCACUUUAAUCAAGUCACUUAUGGGACCUUGAUCAAUGGCCUCUGUAAGUCCGGACACACAUCAGCUGCUAUUCAAAUGUUGAGAAAGAUCCCACGGUAUGGCAUUGCUCCUGAUGUCGUCAUGUACAGCGCAAUUAUUGAUAGCCUCUGCAAGGAUACACUUGUAAGUCAGGCUUUUCAUUUAUUUUCUGAAAUGCUUGCUAAGGGAAUUUCUCCCGAUGUUACCACAUACAGUUCUCUCAUUUUUGGAUUGUGUCUUGUGGGUCAAUAUAAGGAAGCCGUUGAUUUACUAAAUCAUAUGAUGCUUAAAAACAUUACUCCUAAUGUUUAUACCUAUAGUACUUUGAUCGAUGGACUAUGCAAGGAAGGAAAGAUCAAAGAUGCUAAGAAUGUGUUGGCUGUGAUGACAAAACAUGGUGUGAAACCAAAUGUGGUUACUUAUAACAGCUUAAUGGACGGAUAUUGUUUGGUUAAUCAGGUAAAUAAGGCAAAAUAUGUAUUCGACACAAUGGGGGAGAGUAGAGCGUUUCCUAAUGUUCGGAGUUACAAUAUCAUGAUUAAUGGCUUUUGUAAGAGUAAAAUGAUCGAUGAUGCCUUGAAUCUCUUCGAAGAAAUGCGUCGCAAGAACUUGGUUCCUGACAUGGUAACUUACAGUACUCUAGUUGAUGGCUUGGGAAAAUCAAGGAGAAUAUCUUGUGCCUUGGAGCUUCUUGAAAAGAUGCAGGAUCGAGGUCAACCUGCUGAUAUAGUCACUUACAGUUCUUUACUGGAUGCUUUGUUCAAUAUCAAACAACAUGACAAGGCACUUAUGUUAUUCAAUCAAAUGAAAGAGAGUGGCAUUGAUCCAGAUAUAUAUACAUACAACAUACUUAUAGAUGGCCUGUGCAAAAGUGGAAGACUUAAAAAUGCAAAAGAGAUUUUUCAAGAUCUUUCCAUUAAAGGCUAUCAUCUAGACGUGAGAACAUACACUGUUAUGAUAAACAGGCUCUGCAAAGAGGGCCUACUUGAUGAAGCAUUGGCCUUAAUGUCUGAAAUGGAAGACCAUGGUUGCUCUCCGAAUGCUGUAACUUAUGAAACAACUAUUCGUGCUCUGUUGGAAAAAGGUGAAAAUGAUCAAGCUCUGAAACAUCUUCGUGAAAUGAUUGCUAGAGGCUUAUGGAAAAGUCCCUAACAUACACUGUUAUGAUCAAAGGGCUCUGCAAAGAGAGCUUGUUUGAAGAAGCAUUGGCCCUGUUGUCGGAAAUGGAAGACAAUGAUUGCUUACCAAAUAUUGUGACUUUUGAAACUGUUAUUCGUGCUUUGUUUGAAAAAGAUGAGAAUGACAUGGCAAAGAAACUUCUUUGGUGAUUGCUAGAGGCUUAUUGGAUGGUUUGAAGAAGCAUUGGCAUUCUUGUCAAAAAUGGAAGACAAUGAUAAAGCAGAGAAACUUUGUGGUAAAAAGAUAUCUAGAGGCCUACUGCAAGG
Molecule: messenger RNA, 2087 nt
Organism: Arachis ipaensis
Lineage: Eukaryota; Viridiplantae; Streptophyta; Magnoliopsida; Fabales; Fabaceae
Molecular function (GO): protein binding
Source: RefSeq, a predicted model, not a curated record